UUUACUGUCUGCCAUUAAACCGCCGCUGCGGCGAACGCAAACAAACGCGGAAGUGAGACGAAGCGAACCCUCCCGUCAAAAAUAAGAACCAUAUCAAGCCAGCGCUGAACCGAAUGACUCUUUGUCGGUUCUUUCGAACAGAACCGAACCGGUCCCAGAAAGCCUCCCACGCCAUGCCGAACCUGGAGAAACACAUGUUUGACCUCAAGGUUGCUGCCAAGGAGCUGCAGCACAACUCCAAGAAAUGUGACAAAGAGGAGAAGGCGGAAAAGGCGAAAGCAAAGAAGGCUAUCCAGAAGGGAAACACGGAGGCAGCGAGGAUCCAUGCAGAGAAUGCCAUCCGUCAGAAGCACCAGUCCAUUAACUUGCUGAGGAUGAGCGCCCGUGUGGACGCUGCGGCCUCUAGGGUCCAGACCGCUGUCACUAUGAACCAGGUCACCAAAUCCAUGUCGGCGGUUUUUAAAUCGAUGGACGCGACGCUGAAAAGCAUGAACCUGGAAAAGAUCUCGGCCCUGAUGAACCAGUUCGAGAGGAACUUUGAGACGUUGGACAUGCAGACGGUGCUGAUGGAAGACACCAUGGGCAGCACGUCCACGCUCACCACGCCUCAGAACGAAGUGGACAUGCUUCUGCGAGAAAUGGCUGACGAAGCGGGGUUGGAUCUCAGCCUGGCGCUUCCUCCGGGACAGACCUCCCCCGUGGCUUCCACUGUGGCUUCAGCCGAGCAGGAGGAGCUUAACAGGAGACUGUCCAAGGUGAGAGACCAGGCGUCGUAGAGACGCAGCGGAAGAAGAACUCCAGCGGAAAUACAAGCAAAAAAAGAAAACUAAAACAAGAACCCAAAUAGCAAACAGAGCCAUGUGCCUCCACACUCGGUUCUCCUUUGAGGAGAACGACGAUGAGCACGACUCUUGUUGUUUCGAGUGAUGCGUGGAUGAGUGUGGAGAAAGAUAAGCCGUAUUGUGAACAGCUAAUGCCUAAGCGGAUAACAAGGAUACGAAGACUUCUGAUGAUCCUCCCUGCUUCUUACUGCCACUCUGCUGCUGUAUGUUUUUUUAUUAUUAUUAAUUGUCCUAUAAAGAUUAAUUAUAAACCA
Poeciliopsis prolifica (blackstripe livebearer) is the source of this 1096-nucleotide messenger RNA. RefSeq names its product charged multivesicular body protein 1B2-like. The transcript is spliced from 10 exons. The record is from RefSeq and is a predicted model, not a curated record. Gene Ontology annotation, biological process: protein transport; late endosome to vacuole transport; endosome transport via multivesicular body sorting pathway. Gene Ontology annotation, cellular component: ESCRT III complex; multivesicular body. NCBI's taxonomy places the organism in Eukaryota, Metazoa, Chordata, Actinopteri, Cyprinodontiformes, Poeciliidae. Bases 114 to 776 code for a protein of 220 amino acids.